Molecule: messenger RNA, 3162 nt
Organism: Tupaia belangeri chinensis (Chinese tree shrew)
Lineage: Eukaryota; Metazoa; Chordata; Mammalia; Scandentia; Tupaiidae
Product: exosome RNA helicase MTR4
Biological process (GO): RNA catabolic process; maturation of 5.8S rRNA
Cellular component (GO): nucleus
Molecular function (GO): RNA binding; RNA helicase activity; ATP binding
Source: RefSeq, a predicted model, not a curated record
GCCUGGAGAGAGUUUCCUUCGGUCGUGACACUCAGCUAAUUUUGACUCCCACGGGCCACUGUCGAGUCGUCAUUGGACAACACCGUCGGUGUGGUCGCGUGGCAUCGUGGGUAAGAGGAAGAUAGAGUCUCACGCUCGGAAAGAUGGCGGACGCGUUCGGGGAUGAGCUGUUUAGCGUGUUCGAGGAUGAUUCAACGACUGCAGCUGGGAACAAAAAAGACAAAGAAAAGGAGAAAGGGAAAUUGAAGGGGCCGCCAGGAUCGGCAGACAAGGCCGGGAAGCGUUUUGACAGCAAAUUGCAAUCAGAAUCAACCAACAGUGGAAAAAACAAAAGAGAUACAGAUUUUGAAGGUACAGAUGAACCCAUUUUUGGAAAGAGGCCGAGGAUAGAAGAAUCAAUAACUGAAGACUUGAGUUUGGCAGACCUAAUGCCCAGAGUCAAGGUACAAUCAGUUGAAACUGUUGAAGGAUGUACACAUGAGGUUGCACUCCCUGCAGAUGAGGAUUAUUUACCACUGAAACCUCGAGUUGGAAAAGCUGCAAAGGAGUACCCAUUCAUUCUUGAUGCUUUUCAAAGAGAAGCCAUUCAGUGUGUUGAUAAUAAUCAAUCCGUUUUAGUAUCUGCACAUACAUCAGCAGGAGUAUGCAAUUGCACUGGCCUUAAGAGAAAAACAGCGAGUAAUAUUUACCAGCCCGAUUAAGGCUCUGAGUAAUCAGAAAUACCGGGAGAUGUAUGAAGAAUUUCAGGAUGUUGGUCUGAUGACUGGAGAUGUUACUAUUAAUCCUACAGCAUCUUGUCUUGUUAUGACCACAGAGAUUUUAAGAAGUAUGCUGUACAGAGGUUCUGAAGUUAUGCGAGAAGUUGCUUGGGUCAUAUUUGAUGAAAUUCAUUACAUGAGAGAUUCAGAGCGUGGUGUAGUAUGGGAAGAAACUAUUAUUUUGCUUCCUGAUAAUGUCCACUAUGUCUUUCUAUCGGCUACUAUUCCAAAUGCCCGACAAUUCGCCGAAUGGAUUUGCCACUUACAUAAACAGCCUUGUCAUGUAAUUUACACAGAUUAUCGGCCUACUCCAUUGCAGCACUACAUCUUCCCAGCAGGGGGAGAUGGCCUACACCUUGUGGUUGAUGAAAAUGGUGACUUCAGAGAAGAUAAUUUUAAUACUGCAAUGCAAGUGCUUCGAGAUGCAGGUGAUCUGGCAAAAGGAGACCAGAAAGGGCGGAAAGGAGGAACAAAAGGACCAUCAAAUGUGUUCAAGAUUGUGAAGAUGAUUAUGGAAAGAAAUUUUCAACCUGUAAUUAUUUUUAGUUUUAGUAAAAAGGAUUGUGAAGCCUAUGCACUUCAAAUGACCAAAUUAGAUUUUAACACAGAUGAAGAAAAGAAGAUGGUUGAAGAAGUUUUCAGUAAUGCAAUUGACUGCUUGUCUGAUGAAGAUAAAAAGCUCCCUCAAGUUGAACAUGUACUUCCUCUUUUGAAACGAGGAAUUGGUAUUCACCAUGGUGGUUUACUUCCUAUUUUGAAAGAAACUAUAGAAAUUCUCUUUUCUGAAGGAUUGAUAAAGGCCUUAUUUGCUACAGAGACGUUUGCUAUGGGAAUUAAUAUGCCAGCUAGAACUGUUUUAUUUACAAAUGCCCGCAAGUUUGAUGGGAAAGAUUUCAGAUGGAUCUCCUCGGGUGAAUACAUUCAGAUGUCUGGUCGUGCGGGAAGAAGGGGAAUGGAUGAUAGAGGAAUUGUAAUUCUCAUGGUGGAUGAAAAGAUGAGCCCAACAGUUGGAAAACAACUACUUAAGGGCUCAGCUGAUCCUCUAAAUAGUGCUUUCCAUUUGACGUACAACAUGGUUUUGAACUUAUUACGUGUAGAAGAAAUUAAUCCUGAGUACAUGUUGGAGAAAUCCUUCUAUCAGUUUCAGCAUUACAGAGCAAUUCCCGGAGUAGUAGAGAAGGUAAAGAACUCAGAAGAACAGUAUAAUAAAAUAGUAAUUCCCAAUGAAGAAAGUGUAGUCAUCUAUUAUAAGAUUAGGCAACAGCUUGCCAAACUGGGUAAAGAAAUUGAGGAAUAUAUUCACAAACCAAAAUACUGCUUACCAUUUUUACAACCAGGUCGUUUGGUAAAGGUGAAGAAUGAAGGAGAUGACUUUGGCUGGGGAGUAGUAGUGAAUUUCUCAAAAAAGUCAAAUGUUAAGCCUAAUUCUGGUGAACUGGAUCCUUUAUAUGUAGUAGAAGUACUUCUGCGCUGUAGCAAAGAGAGCUUGAAAAACUCAGCUACUGAGGCUGCCAAACCAGCUAAACCUGAUGAAAAAGGAGAGAUGCAGGUUGUCCCAGUUUUGGUGCAUCUCCUCUCUGCUAUCAGCAGCGUUAGGCUUUACAUUCCUAAAGACCUUCGGCCAGUGGACAACAGACAGAGUGUUUUAAAAUCAAUACAGGAAGUUCAGAAACGGUUUCCUGAUGGUGUGCCUUUAUUAGAUCCUAUUGAUGAUAUGGGCAUUCAAGAUCAAGGGCUGAAAAAAGUUAUUCAGAAAGUAGAAGCUUUUGAACAUCGAAUGUACUCUCAUCCACUUCACAAUGAUCCAAAUUUGGAAACUGUGUAUACACUUUGUGAAAAGAAAGCACAGAUUGCAAUAGAUAUUAAAUCUGCAAAGAGAGAACUGAAGAAAGCGAGAACUGUCCUACAGAUGGAUGAGCUCAAAUGUCGAAAACGUGUUUUAAGAAGGUUGGGAUUUGCUACUUCUUCUGACGUCAUAGAGAUGAAAGGACGAGUGGCUUGUGAGAUAAGCAGUGCUGAUGAGCUCCUUCUGACUGAGAUGAUGUUUAAUGGCCUCUUCAAUGACCUUUCUGCAGAACAGGCAACAGCCUUGCUAAGCUGUUUUGUGUUUCAAGAGAAUUCUAGCGAGAUGCCCAAAUUAACGGAGCAAUUAGCAGGACCACUUCGUCAAAUGCAGGAAUGUGCUAAAAGAAUUGCAAAAGUUUCAGCAGAAGCCAAACUUGAAAUUGAUGAAGAAACGUACCUAAGUUCAUUCAAACCUCACCUAAUGGAUGUAGUAUAUACGUGGGCGACUGGAGCUACAUUUGCCCAUAUAUGCAAAAUGACAGAUGUCUUUGAAGGUAUGGUUACAUUUUAUAUACAUGUGUCUUUUUCUGAUACAAAAAAAUGAUACCAAGUGGCAUUG